This is a messenger RNA of Gopherus flavomarginatus (Mexican gopher tortoise), 1403 nucleotides long. It is a transcript of the gene KCNJ13, whose product is annotated as potassium inwardly rectifying channel subfamily J member 13. Gene Ontology annotation, cellular component: plasma membrane. Gene Ontology annotation, biological process: regulation of monoatomic ion transmembrane transport; potassium ion import across plasma membrane. Gene Ontology annotation, molecular function: inward rectifier potassium channel activity. The transcript is spliced from 4 exons. Lineage: Eukaryota; Metazoa; Chordata; Testudines; Testudinidae. The record is from RefSeq and is a predicted model, not a curated record. Bases 212 to 1312 code for a protein of 366 amino acids.
UAAACCCAUUUCAAAGAAGAGAUCUCUACAAACUACAAUUGUGGAAAGUUUCUUGUCUGUACUGGGACCAGAACAUAAGAUUAUUGCAGUCUACUUUUUGGACCCAAAACCUCUCCCCCUUUCCCCUGCACUCUGAUAAAAGCUUCCAAGAAACUGCUUAACAUCAGCAGUGGCCUGAGUAUGUUCAGCAGAAGAGGCUCUCCCCCAGAAGAUGAGAUCAGAUAUGAUAGACAGCAACAACACCAAAUCUAGUGCCCCUCUCCUGGAUCAAAGGCACUUGAGGAUGGUGACUAAAGAUGGACACAGCACACUACAGAUCGAUGGCACCCAAAGGAAAGGUCUAGCAUACCUACGAGAUGCUUGGGGAAUACUAAUGGACAUGCGCUGGCGAUGGAUGAUGCUAGUCUUUGCUGCUUCUUUUGUCAUCCACUGGCUAGUCUUUGCAGUGCUCUGGUACCUCCUGGCUGAGAUGAAUGGGGACCUGGAGUUGGAUCAUGAUGCCCCACCUGACAACCACACCAUUUGUGUUAAGUAUGUCACCAGCUUUACAGCUGCUUUCUCCUUCUCCCUGGAGACACAGCUCACUAUUGGUUAUGGCACCAUGUUUCCAAGUGGGGACUGUCCUAGUGCUAUCGCCCUGCUUGCCAUACAGAUGGUCCUGGGGCUCAUGUUGGAGGCCUUCAUCACAGGUGCUUUUGUGGCAAAGAUUGCCCGUCCAAAGAAUCGCGCAUUCUCCAUCCGCUUUACUCAUUCUGCAGUAGUGGCGCACACAGAGGGCAAGCCAUACCUUAUGUUCCAGGUGGCCAACACUCGUCCCAGCCCACUCACCAGUGUUCGGGUUUCAGCUAUUCUUUACCAAGAACAGGAGAAUGGUCAGCUGCAUCAAACUAGUGUGGAUUUCCACCUGGACAGUAUCAUGUUUGAGGAGUGUCCAUUCUUUAUCUUUCCACUGACCUACCACCACUCUAUUACCCCAUCUAGUCCUCUAGGUGUUCUCCUACAAGGGGAUACUCCUCGCCAUUUUGAGCUCGUAGUCUUCCUCUCAGCAAUGCAGGAGGGCACAGGCGAAACAUGUCAGAGGAGGACAUCCUACCUCCCAUCUGAGAUCAUUCUACACCAUCGCUUUGCUUCCAUGCUGGCCCGAGGUGCCAAAGGAGAAUAUCAGAUCAAGAUGGAGAAUUUUGACAAGACUAUUCCUGAGCUCCCAGCUGCAGCAGACUCUAAGAGUCCAAAGAGGACUGACAUGAAAAUUCGCAUCAAUGGACAGCACACUGACAGCUUCCAGAUUUCCGAGACUGGUCUGAUAGAAUAGAAUUUGGACGUGGUGCCAUUUUUAAAAAAAAAUUUUUACAUUAAACUUUCAGGUUAAACUUCCAGCCUUCCUUUUCCUCCUAUUUUCUAUU